This is a messenger RNA of Bombus terrestris (buff-tailed bumblebee), 4409 nucleotides long. RefSeq names its product flap endonuclease GEN. The coding region runs from base 75 to 2252 and encodes 725 amino acids. Lineage: Eukaryota; Metazoa; Arthropoda; Insecta; Hymenoptera; Apidae. The transcript is spliced from 6 exons. The record is from RefSeq and is a predicted model, not a curated record. Gene Ontology annotation, molecular function: 5'-flap endonuclease activity; four-way junction DNA binding.
ACACACAAUUGCGUAUAGACCCCAACAAAUACGUGUAGUAAAAUGUUUACAAGCUUUAGUUCAAAUUAGUAAAAAUGGGAGUAAAAGAUCUUUGGAAUAUUUUGUCGCCUUUGAGCGAGAGGAAACCAAUGUUUGAGCUUCAAGGAAAAACGGUAGCCAUUGACAUGAGUUGUUGGAUUGUGGAUAGUCAAACAGUAACUGAUCAUUCUGCACAACCAAAAAUGUAUCUCAGGAAUCUCUAUUUUCGUACAGCAUUUCUCCUCAUGCAAGGAAUAUCUCCAGUAUUUGUAUUGGAAGGGAAAGCACCUACUUUGAAACAUAAGACAAUUGCAAAGAGAAAUGACGUUCGCUCUGGUUUUCGCGAGAAAAAAACUGCUUCUAAAGGAGGUAGAACACAGUUUAAUAGAAUUCUCAAUGAAUGCAAGGAAAUGCUUCAACUUAUGGGUUUAGCGUGUGUACAAGGACAUGGGGAAGCAGAAGCAAUGUGUGCUUAUUUAAAUGAAGAUGGGCUUGUUGAUGGAUGCAUAAGUCAAGACAGUGAUUGCUUUUUAUAUGGAGCAAAAACAGUUUACAGAAAUUUUUGUACAAGUACUCAAGGAAAUCGUGGGAGUUCAGGUGGUGCUGUAGAUGAAUAUAAAUUAGAAAAGAUAGAAAGAUUAUUAGAAUUAGGGAGAAAUAAAAUGAUAGCAUUAGCUUUAUUAUGUGGUUGUGAUUAUAAUGAUGGACUGAAUGGAGUUGGUAAAGAAGCUGCUAUGAAGCUUUUUAAAAUUGUAAAUGAUGAAGAUAUUCUUGAACGAAUGAAGAGUUGGAGGACCGAUACUACUUUAGAUUAUAAAGAAGCAGAAUUACUGAAUCCAAAUUUAUGUUCGUCUUGUGGACAUAGUGGUAAACUACAGAAGCAUACAAAAUCAGGUUGUAUAGAAUGUGGAACCACUGUGAAAUGCCAUGACUCUUAUAAAGAGAAAAGGGUUUUAUUAUUGAAUGAAAUUGCUUUACGAAAAAAAGCUCUUCUUAUUGAAGAUUUUCCAAACCAAGAAUUAAUAGAUGAAUUUCUUAUUAAAAAAGCUUCAGUACCUGAAAAAAUAGAUAUUCAGUGGAAACAACCGCAAGUGAAUGAAUUCAUAGAUUUCAUGGAACGAUAUUUAUCUUGGGAACCACAAUAUGCAUUUGAGAAGAUAUUUCCUCUAGUGACUCGUUGGCAACUUGUACACCUUCCUGGCAUUUCUGCAGACAACCGUCUAACAAUGUUCGAUUUAUACAUACCUGAAGCAAUAAAGAAAGUUCGGAAUAUUAGGUCUGUUGCGAGUUACGAAAUUAUUUGGAAGACUGAUCAUAGUACGAUAAAAAGAUUAAAAGAAUAUAUUACAUUAGAUAAUGUGAGUGAUAAUGGUGCAGAUAUUCCAUUUGAAUUGGCAAGUAUUGAGCCACAAAGUGCUGUACAAAAAUGUUAUCCAGAAUUAGUUGAAGCAUUUGAAAAUGCAAGAAAUGCGAAAACAAAGAAACGACCGAAUAAAAAGAAAAUACAAAACGAUACAGAUGCUAGCGAUAAAAAACGAAAAGCAGAAAAGAGGCGUCAGAAGAGAAAUGCAAAAACAGAAAAUAAUAGAAAAAUUGAUGAAUUCGUUUCCAAAAAUGAUCCUACGUCUUUAGAAGAAUCUUUCCGAAGGAUGAGUAUUACGCCAAUAAAAACUAAAAAAUGUAAAACAUUAGAUGAUUUACAAGAAAGUCCGAAAAGAAGUAAUAAAGUUAAACGCGGUCCUCAGUUCGAGAAAGUAUUACAAUUAGAGAAUAUCAAUUCAAACUUAAAUAAUACAUUGGAUAGAAUGUUUAACGAACUUUCACCGGAUGAUUUUAUUGACGAGAACGAUGAUCAUGAUGUAAACAUGUCAGAGAUAAUAGACAAUAUAUGUAAUCAAAGGGUCUUCAAAUUUAAUGUUUCGGAAAAUGUGCAAACAUCUAAAGAUGAAAAUAAUUUAUGUGAAAAAGACACUGAAGAUGUGAAAACAGUUGAUGACGUAAUUAAUUGUGAAACGAACUCUGAUCAAUGUUUCAGAAAUGAUGUAAUUCAUAAUCAAUCAGUUGAUGAAUUUGCUGAUAUAAAUGAAUCCUAUAUUCCUCUUAAUCACAGAAUAAAUUGCGAGAAAUCGAAGAAAAGACUUCAAAGAACUUCUACGCUAAUAAACGAUAGAUUUAGUCUUGGAUUUGAUGAUCUUAUGAAUGAUACAGAUCCGGAAACCGAAUUUGUCACGUAGCAUUUAAUAUGAGUGCGUUCUUUCGUAUUGAAGUGAAGGUCUUCCGUAUUUCUAAGUAACUAAGUCGUUAUUAUUUUAAAUCUUAUAUUUUCUUAUAAAUUCGAUUUAAAUUUCUAUAUAAAAUACCACUAUAAUUUUUUAACGUUGAGAAUCUCAUCUUCAUAUUUAUGUAAGUAAUAAAAUGAUAAACUAAAUUUAAGGAACGUAGCGAAAUAUUACCGUGAAGGUAAGAAAUUUUUUAUCAAUAAUUACUUUGGAUUGUGUUAAUAACAAAGAUUGAUUUAUGUAUCCAAUUUUAUGUGUUAUUGUAUGAACUAUGUUUUAAUCGCAUAUUUUUAAAAUAUGCUUUUAAAAUGUUUAAAUCGUAUUUGUUCAAAUGCAAAGUAAUUGUUUGGUACAGUGAAUGUUGUAAAUAGAUUGUACAUUUUUAAAUACAUCUUGUGAUAUCGUCUUUUUAAUUGAAUAUCUUAUAAUGUUAUAUAUGCAUAUUUUAUUCCAUUUUUUAAACACUGUAAUUAUGUAGUAAUAAAAUAAAGGACUCAUAUAUUGCUUGUUAAAAUAAAAAAUACCAGUAUAAAUUACUACAAUACUAAAUAUCAAAGACGUACAUGUAACAUUAUUUAGACACAGGCGUUUAUCAGUCUGUAUUAGCCUGGCUGUUGCAUUCAUUUGAUAUCUGUAAUUAUAAAGACCAAUUAUAAUCGAUCACAAAUUAAAUACAUACCGAAGUACCUAAACAAAACGACGUAAAUUAAAUAAAAACAGUUGAUCCGUUAAAACAUAUGAGAUUAUAUGCACGUCUUGCACGUUCUCCAGCAUUUCAUGUGCUGCGUCCAAUUUAAUAAUGUCAUAUAUACACUGUAAUUGCAAUAAAAUAUUAUUAACAAACUUACAUAUAAUAGGUAGUAAAAAUAAAUAAUAUAUUAUUAUGUACAUCGUGUAGUUGAAACUACUAGAUAAUGACUAUUCUCUAGUUUAUACAUAAAGAUAUGUAUAUACAUGUGACGUAUGAUGAGAAAUACAGGAGAUCGUGUUAAGCCAUGCGUACCGUUGUUCAGCACAAAAUAGACCCAUCUGACAACGACCAGCAAACAGUGGUAAAUGACAAUAAACUCGUCUUAUACAACGAAAUAGAUUCAAGGUUUCCUAUUGUGUCGUCAACUUAUAUUUACAUGAAUUCGCGAGUAGAUGCGCUACAAGUUUUUACAUAUUAAGAUUCAACUUCUGUGUAGAUACAUACGUACAUAUAAAAACUUCAUGAUAUUUACAUGGUGUUCAAAAAAAGAGGGGAUGAUAUUUAUAAGGCACUAUGUUUCUAGACAUUAGAACAAUGAAAAACCUUCCGGUACAGAAAUGUCGUUUGGAGCUUACUUUUUAAGUUGCAAAUAAUUUAAUUGUAUUGCCGGUGGGGGUGUCUGCAUGCGAUGCUAUAGUUCAAGAGGAUACUCAAGUGGUUUAUUCACUAAUAUAAGAAAUCUCUGCUGAAGGAAUCAUCGAGGGAUUAUUCACACUACUCAAGUUUAAAUUAGGUAAAAUUCGUCAACAUCUAUAUUGUCAGCUUCAAAGUAUUACCCUUUAGCACUUAAUCCAGUGUCCUCUCUAUUGCGUAAAACAGUGCUGUGGUUCCUUGUUUCAAGUGGGCUUUAACAUUUACGUUGCUUCCUAUUUGUAUCGUUUUUAAUCCCCAAAAUACUGUCCCUGUAUGGUAUUCUUAACUUUGGGUAAUAGUAAACUAUUGCACGGAGCGAGAUCCGGAAUAUAAAGCGGGCAAUCAAGAAUUGAAACAUUAAAACGUGCAAGAAACUGGCAAACAGCGAGAGAAGUGUGAGGACGAUGCGUUGUCAUGACGGAGAACAUUUAUGACAUCGGCUAAUAACAAAGGCGUACUAAAAUUGUCAUUGUGUACAAGGUCCAGAAACCGGUACACGAGAAGAUACAGCUAUAACUUAAAUGUUCUUAUUGUUACUUAGAUGUUCCAAUCGAAGAAAUAGUUGCAGCGUUGGCUACAUGAGUCUUUUUUCUACACCAUAUAGAAUUGCAUAUCUACAUAAUCAGCCCAUUUUCAGUUCUAUCGACAUUUUUACAAUUACGUAAUAAGCAAUGUAAUCAAAUUGCCAUAUGUAAUUGUCUUAUUAAAUUUAUACAAAUGACAAUUAA